AUGGCCCAUUUUCCCAACCACCGUGGAUGGAUGUACAACCGUUGUUAUAGCGGAAGGAGAGGUUUGAAGGAAUCUUUUGUCAUCGGAGUUGAAGAGUUUGUGGAGAUGGCUCGACGAUAUCAAUAUUAUGCUCUUGAUGGAGGGAUUCAAUGCCCAUGCAUUAAGUGCGAAUGUACAAGGAUUUUGAAAGAUGAAGACGUCAAAGUUCACCUAUACCAAAAAGGGUUCAUGCCUAAUUACACGGUUUGGACAUUUCACGGUGAAGAAAUUCCUUCCACCUCCACUGUAGCUGAAAAACGGCUUGCAUCAGGUUCGAAUAAUAUUAUACAUACAUCUGAGAUAGAUCAAUUUGCCUAUAUGCAAGAGAUCGUCGACAAUGUUCUUCGUCGACAUGCUGAACAAGAAGCAAACGAUAGUCAUGAUGAAGAGUCUCCAAAUGAAACCACUCAGAGGUUUUACAAUUUAUUGACAAAGGCAAAUCAACCUGUAUUUGAAGGUUCAUCUGAGUCUAAAUUGUCAGUAUGCAUUAGACUAAUGGCUGGUAAAUCUAAUUGGAACGUUCCCAAUCAAACAUUGGACUUCUUUACAAAAUUGAUUGGCAAAAAUGAUGCAUUGUUGGUUGAAUGCAAGUUUUGUGGCGCACCUCGAUAUCAUACGAUGCAUGCUGGAUGGAGGCAAAAAAAACCAAUUCCCAUAAAGCCCAUGUUCUACUUGCCUAUAAUUCCAAGAUUACAAAGAAUGUUUACUUCAAUGCAAACAUCAGAACACAUGACAUGGCAUGAUGGUAACAAAACUGAAGGAUUUUUGCGUCAUCAUUCUGAUGGUGAAGCUUGGAAGCACUUCAAUCGUAAACAUCCAUCCUUUGCUAGUGAACCGCGUAAUGUGAGACUUGGUCUAUGCUCUGAUGGGUUUACGCCGUACAUUCAGGCGUCUGCAUCACCAUAUUCAUGUUGGCCGGUGAUAGUUACCCCAUACAAUCUACCACCUGAGAUGUGUAUGACAAAGCCUUACAUGUUUUUAACGUGUAUAAUACCAGGUCCAUCUAAUCCCAAAUCAACGAUUGAUGUAUAUGUGGAACCUUUGAUUGAUGAUUUGAAGAAGCUAUGGAAUGGUAUUUGGACGUAUGAUGUUUCAAGGAAGCAAAAUUUCAUUAUGAGGGUAGCUUUGAUGUGGACUAUUAACGACUUCCCAGCCUAUGUGAUGUUAUCUGGUUGGAGCACGCAUGGUCGAUUAGCUUGUCCACAUUGCAUGGAGCAUACAAAGUCCUUCCAAUUGAGUUAUGGUCGGAAAAGUAGUUGGUUUGAUUGCCAUCGAUGUUUCUUGGCCAUUGAUCACCCCUUUAAAAGAAACAAAAAGGCAUUUCGCAAAGGGCAAGUCGAAACAUAUAUGCCCCCGCCAAAGUUGACUGGAUCACAUGUUUGGAGAAGAGUGAAAGACUUGUCAAAAGUCACUGAAUGUGGUCAGAAUAGGAUAGAAGGGUUUGGGAGUGACAUAAUUGGACUAAAAGAAGCAUAUUUUGGGAUCUUCCUUAUUGGAAAGACAACUUGCUAA
Vigna umbellata (rice bean) is the source of this 1551-nucleotide messenger RNA. The record is from RefSeq and is a predicted model, not a curated record. Lineage: Eukaryota; Viridiplantae; Streptophyta; Magnoliopsida; Fabales; Fabaceae.